AUGGCUGCUUCCCCGCGUUCGAGCCGUGGGGCGGGGGGCCGGGAGGGGCCGGGCGGCGGCGCUGGACAUGCCUGCUCACGGCCGGGCCCCCCAAACCCUCUGCGGGGCCUGCAACAAGUGCGUCUCUGGCUUCGACCAUCACUGCAAGUGGCUCAACACCUGCGUGAGCAGCAGGAACUACUGGUGUUUCUCAGCUGCGUGGCCUCAGCCGUGGCCGGGCUGCUCUACCUGACAGGGGUCGCCCUGUACAUCCUCAUCCAGGACUUCGUGGACAGGCAGCAGCUCCGCACGCACCCCCACUUUGAAGGCGUCCUGGACCUUCCCGGGAGGGCGGGCGCCGUGGCGCUGCUGGUGCUGCUGGGGGCUGAGCUCGUGCUGGACGCCGUCAGCCUUGUGCUGCUGGGCAGCCGCUCGCCUUCCAUCUCUGCCUGUGAACAAGAGAACAAGCACAUCUGA
Messenger RNA from Choloepus didactylus (southern two-toed sloth), 456 nucleotides. It is a transcript of the gene ZDHHC11B, whose product is annotated as zinc finger DHHC-type containing 11B. The record is from RefSeq and is a predicted model, not a curated record. The transcript has 5 exons. Lineage: Eukaryota; Metazoa; Chordata; Mammalia; Pilosa; Megalonychidae. The coding region runs from base 1 to 456 and encodes 151 amino acids.